UAAUUAUAUUUUCUUGCAGAUAAAAUGGCGCGGGAGAAGUUCAAAGAGUUCAAUGGAUGUAAUUUCCUACGACAGCGGCUUAUCCUUUCUAUUCUGACAUCCAGACCUGUUAAAAUUUCUAAAAUUCGGUACAAGGACGACGAUCCGGGAUUGAGAGAUUUUGAAACUUCUUUAAUCCAGCUACUCGGGAAGAUAACUAACGGAUCCAAGAUUGAAGUGAGUGAGACAGGAACUAGUGUUCUAUGUCAACCUGGAAUCCUGACUGGUGGCAGGAUUGAGCACGAUUGUGGUGUUGAGCGAGGUUUAGGAUACUUCCUUGAGGUUCUACUUGCUCUGGGUCCGUUCUGUAAGAAUCCUCUCCACGUGACACUAACCGGAGUAACUAAUAAUCAGAUAGAUCCCUCCGUUGACCUCAUCAAGGCAUCCUUCCUCCCUGUAGUUCGGAAGUUUCUCCUGGAUGAUGAAGGACUAGAGAUAAAGAUCUUAAAACGAGGAGCUGCUCCUCAGGGAGGAGGACAGGUCCUGCUCAGGUGUCCUGUUAAGAGACAACUCCGUCCUGUCCAGAUUGUUGAUCAAGGGAAGAUCAAACGUAUCCGAGGAACUGCCUGGGCUGUCCGAGUAUCUCCUAGUGUACCGAACCGUGUUGUGGAAGCAACAAAAGGGAUUCUUCUCAAAUUUAUCCCUGACGUCUAUAUUUACACAGAUCAUUUUACUGGAGCUAAAUCAGGGAAAUCACCUGGGUUCGGUCUGACCCUCAGCGCAGAAACAAAUACAGGGAUGAUAUUGUCUGCUGAGGUUUGUUCCAACCCAUCCGGCGGAGAUCCAACAGUCCCUGAGGAACUAGGUGUACUCGGAGCUAAGAUGCUUCUGGAAGAAAUUUACCGAGGAGGAUGUGCGGACUCGAGUUCUCAGAGCCUUGCCGCGCUCUACAUGAGUAUGGGACCUGCAGAUGUAUCCAAAUAUCUUGUUGGACCUCUCUCUCCGUAUACUGUGCAGUUCCUCCGUCAUAUCAGAGAUUUUGUCGAUACAAUGUUCAAACUUGAAACUAAAUCUGAAGAGGAGAAUUUAAGAACUGGAACGGAUAAGGUUCUUUUAACCUGCGUUGGUAUCGGGUUCACCAAUUUGAGUAAAAGAACGACAUAAUUGUAAAUUUUUAUAUCGAUCGACUAUCUGUUAAACUCAAUGGGGCCAUUAUUGAUUAUUGAUUUAACAAAAGCUCGAGUUUGCCGGAUUAUCGAUUAAACUAUUCUAUUCUCUCAGUUAACAAAAUACCUUCAGUAAGAAACCAUGAAUAUUUCAGA
Molecule: messenger RNA, 1301 nt
Organism: Eurytemora carolleeae
Lineage: Eukaryota; Metazoa; Arthropoda; Copepoda; Calanoida; Temoridae
Gene: Rtc1
Product: RNA 3'-terminal phosphate cyclase-like protein
Exons: 2
Coding region: 25-1143 (372 amino acids)
Biological process (GO): endonucleolytic cleavage of tricistronic rRNA transcript (SSU-rRNA, 5.8S rRNA, LSU-rRNA); ribosome biogenesis
Cellular component (GO): nucleolus
Molecular function (GO): RNA endonuclease activity
Source: RefSeq, a predicted model, not a curated record